AUGGCAUUUGGAUUUUAUCCAGCACUUGCUCUUCUCUGCAUUAUGUUGACGCUAAGUUUACCGAAGUCAGACGCAGCUGAGGAAGAAGGCAGUCCUGGCGCAGAAGGAGCUAGCUCGGAAGCUGCAGGUGGUGGUAGCUCGGAAGCAUCUGGAGAUGGCUCAGCUUCACAUGGAGGUUCGAGUGAGCCUCCAGUUCAACCUGGCUCAGAAUCUGCAAGCGAGGCAGCAACUGAAGGACCUGAAGGGACACCAGCUCAUCAACAAGGAGAUGGCGCCAGCAAACCAGAAAAGAAAGGAUCACGCAUGAUCAGCCCAGAGAGUAUUCCACUAUUAGUUGCAUUGUACUUCAGCCUAUAG
Cooperia oncophora is the source of this 357-nucleotide messenger RNA. The record is from the annotation of a GenBank genome assembly. Lineage: Eukaryota; Metazoa; Nematoda; Chromadorea; Rhabditida; Trichostrongylidae.